This is a messenger RNA of Ectocarpus sp. CCAP 1310/34, 678 nucleotides long. The record is from the annotation of a GenBank genome assembly. NCBI's taxonomy places the organism in Eukaryota, Phaeophyceae, Ectocarpales, Ectocarpaceae.
AUGUGGGCGGGCGGGGCGGUGAGAUGGAAGUCGCUGCAGAAGGUCGCCUUGGCUGCCUCCUUGCCGUGGCCGAUGCUGCUGUCGCUACGAUCCAAGGGCGUGCUGUGGUGGGCGAGACCGGGGCUCCGCCGUAGGAUGGACAAGAUUCUAUCGGUGGGGGGUGCAGUGUCCCUGCUGGUCCUGUGCGAGACGUCCAAGUCUUUGGUGCUGCUGCCCGUGUUCCGACCAUUCUUGUUCUCCGCGCCCCGCCCCCCGCUCGACUCGAUUCUCGCCUCCGCCGUGCUCGCCUGCCUGGCGGCGGCCUGGUGUUUGGGACUAUUGUUGGGCGUGGAGCAGGCGGUGAUGCCGCUGUUCGACUUGUCCGCCUUCGCGCUGUCCAUGCUAGUCUUCUCGGAUAGGCGGGACCUCAAGGCCUACGUGGUGGGGGUUGCCGGCGUGUCGUCCUUCACCCUGUGGUUUUCGUGGCAGACUGUGUGGCACCUGAGCUUCAGCUUCGCGCUGCCGCUGGGGCCUCGGCACUGGGAGGGAGGGGCGACGUCUUCUCCACCGCUGUCGUCGUCGUUGUCGCUGCAGCAGGUCUCGGCGUGCUGCGCGGCCCUGUGCUUCGGGGUGUUGCUGGUGCCGGGCAUGGUGGCCUUCGGCGUGCGGCAGGUGGCGAUAGGCGUCGUUUUCGGGUGA